AUGUCCAAACGCAUGAGGAACACGGAGGUGUGUGCAGACUGUUCCGUCCCAGAACCCCGCUGGGCCUCAGUAAAUAGGGGGGUGUUUAUUUGUGAUGAGUGUUGCAGUGUUCAUCGAAGUCUGGGCAGGCACAGCUCACAAGUUCGCCAUCUGACUCACACGCCAUGGCCUCCUACACAGCUACAAAUGGUUCAGAUGUUAUACAGCAACGGCGCUAAUUCAAUUUGGGAGCACUCUCUUCUGGACCCAGCGUCUGUAAUGAGUGGAAAACGCAAGGCCAACCCCCAAGACAAAUUGCACCCCAACAAAUCAGAAUUCAUCAAAGCUAAAUAUCAGAUGUUGGCAUUUGUCCACCGCAUACCUUGUCGGGAGGAUGACAGCUCAACAGCCAAGGACUUGAGCAAGCAACUCCAUUCAAGUGUUCGCACUGGGAAUCUUGAGACCUGUUUGAGGUUGCUCUCCCUAGGAGCUCAAGCAAACUUUUUUCACCCUGAAAAGGGAAACACUCCCUUGCAUGUGGCCGCAAAGGCAGGGCAAGUCUCUCAGGCUGAACUCUUAACUGUUUACGGCGCCGAUCCUGGAGCCCCAGAUAGCAAUGGCAAAACUCCCAUUGACUAUGCCAGGGAGGCGGGACACCAUGACCUAGCAGAUCGACUGGUAGAAAUUCAGUAUGAGCUGACAGAUCGGCUGGCGUUCUACCUGUGUGGAAGAAAACCAGAUCAUAAAAAUGGGCAACAUUUCAUCGUUCCUCAAAUGGCUGACAGGAACAUCAGUUUAGAUUUAUCUGAACUGGCCAAGGCAGCAAAGAAGAAGCUGCAGUCACUAAGUAAUCACUUAUUUGAGGAGCUGGCCAUGGAUGUGUAUGAUGAGGUGGACAGACGAGAGACUGAUGCAGUGUGGUUAGCAACACAGAAUCACAGUGCCCUUGUGACGGAGACAACUGUGGUGCCUUUCCUUCCUGUCAAUCCAGAGUAUUCAUCCACAAGGAAUCAGGGUCGCCAGAAACUUGCCAGAUUCAAUGCCCAUGAAUUUGCAACUCUUGUCAUUGAUAUACUAAGUGAUGCAAAGCGAAGACAACAAGGGAAUUCAGCAACCAGUCCCAAAGAAAAUGUGGAACUUAUCCUGAAGAAUAUGUCUGCUCGGCCAAGCAGUGACAGCCAGGAUAAUGACCAACCCGACUAUGACAGCGUGGCAUCAGACGAGGAUACGGACCAGGAGCUCCCCUCAAGUAAAGGAGAUAGGACAAAGAGCCUGGAUUCUGACCUCUCUGACGGCCCCAUCACCAUGCAGGAGUAUCUCGAGGUGAAAAACGCGCUCUCGGCCUCCGAGGCGAAAAUACAGCAUCUCCUGAAAGCCAACAGCAAUCUGAGCGAUGAGCUGCGACUAAUGCAGAAAAAGCUGCAAUCUCUGCAAAGUGAGAACACCUCUCUUAAGCGCCAGGUCACAGCCAAUAUCUAUCAGAUCCCCAGCACAUCAGACUAUCCCGACCCCUCCAGUCCUUCGGCCCUGAAACGCCGGCAAUCCGCUCGGGCGAGUCGGCCCAUGUCUAUGUACGAGACCGGCUCGGGCCUGAAGCCCUAUCUCCCUAAAGGGGAAAGUCCUUAUCCAGAGGAGGCUAUCCCCACCCUGCAUCCCUUUCCACCUCAUAAGGAAAAGGGUGCUUUUGUGACCACCUCUUCAUCCCUCCCCUCAUUUCCGUCCACCCUGUCCUGGUCCAAGGAUGAAAGUAAUCUAAAGGCCUCCAAGUUGGACAAGCAGAGCAGCAUGCCCGAAAGCGAUUAUGACAAUACAUUCAAUGACUCAGAGGUGGACGAUUCAGGCGUGUCCAGAAGAGGGAGGCUGAGGAGCAGCGGCCGAUUAGGGGAGGGCAGCUCUAUCCCUGAGCUGGACGACGCGGAGGUGGAAUCGGACCCGACCCUACCAAGCACCGAGGAUGUCAUCCGCAAAACCGAGCAGAUCACUAAGAAUAUUCAGGAGCUUCUGCGAGCAGCUCAGGAUAACAAACACGAGAGACCGUGUGAGCGUGAAGCCGUGCGCCGCCUCAGGCACAGUCUGGGAUGUUUCAGCACUCUGGUACCCUGGGCUGAGAAGCCCUCCGCCCCUCUUCAUCCACUCAGCCUGCGAUCCCCCGACCCCUCCUCCUGCUUCAUACCCUGCUCAGAAAGAAUACACGUAGCUGUAACAGAAAUGGCUGCUCUCUUUCCAAAGAGGCCACGCUCGGAGACGGUAAGAAGCUCUCUGCGCUUGUUGACGUCCAGCGCGUGCAGGCUUCAGGGCGAAUGCCGGAAGGCACUGCCUCCAGAAGGCUUCCCAGGACCGGACAUGCAGCUUGUCACCCAGCAGGUCAUCCAAUGUGCUUAUGAUAUUGCCAAGGCAGCCAAGCAGCUUGUCACCAUCACCACUAAGGAGAACACCAACUGA
Nerophis lumbriciformis (worm pipefish) is the source of this 2421-nucleotide messenger RNA. The record is from RefSeq and is a predicted model, not a curated record. NCBI's taxonomy places the organism in Eukaryota, Metazoa, Chordata, Actinopteri, Syngnathiformes, Syngnathidae.